Messenger RNA from Caenorhabditis briggsae, 2472 nucleotides. Gene Ontology annotation, molecular function: protein binding. Bases 1 to 2472 code for a protein of 823 amino acids. NCBI's taxonomy places the organism in Eukaryota, Metazoa, Nematoda, Chromadorea, Rhabditida, Rhabditidae. Gene Ontology annotation, cellular component: plasma membrane. The transcript has 12 exons. The record is from RefSeq and is a predicted model, not a curated record.
AUGGCGUUUUCGCUAUUCUCCGUCGUCUCACUUACUGUUAUUUAUCGGUUGACCAUCAACUUUCCGGAACUACCGUAUACGGCCGAAUUGAAAAAUUUGGAAUCCGAGGAGUUUUUGGUGAACUCGAAACAUAUUGCUCAUGAGAUUCAGCACUUGGUGAAGGAUUUAGAAGGAAAGCAUACGGCGAGGGUUGUGGAUUUUAAGUACCAUAAAAUAAUUGGCUCACUUGUCUAUGUGGAUUUGUAUGCCGAAAAAGAGUCGCCACGUGUGUCCGAUGUCCUGUUGUCCGCAAUUAAAUCCGGUAAAAUCGGAAAUCUUACGGUUUCCGAUGAAGGAUUUGAGCUACAUGUUGUGAGAGAUUCCUCUACAGCAUGUGCUGCCACCGAAUUCACAUGCCUCGACAAGACUUGUAUCCCUGCCGACCAGAGAUGCGACGGAAGACGUGACUGUCCAGAUGGAUCAGAUGAGCACAAGGAUCAUGGAAAAUGCAAACAGCACCAGCCAAUCAUUCAUCAAACUGAAAAAAUCGUCUUUGCACAGAAGCAUGGAUCCAUUCAUUUGUCAGCCAGUAUUGAUAACUCGGUUAAGGAUAGUCAGAUUGCCUGGUCCAAAGACUCUGUCCUUCUGGGCGUUGGAUCUUUGACGUUAGCUGAGGACGGUCGUGUUACUGUAUACAAAAAAGGAGACAAACACCAUCUGCACAUCCAGAAUGCCACUGAUUCCGAUGAUGGAACCUACAAGAUGAUCAUUCAGGGAAUGAAUGUUGAAGCUGAUUUUGAGGUGCGCAUCACAUCGGACCACCUGGCCAUCGAGUCCGACGAGUGCCCAAGCGGAGAACGUUCCUGUAAAUCUGGUCACUGUCUUCCAGUUUCCCAAUUCUGUGACCGUCGUGUACAGUGUCCAGAUGGUGAUGACGAGGAGAACUGCUCCGAAGUGCAAUGCAAAUCGAAUGAGUUCCGAUGCGAGUCGACAAAUGUUUGUGUGCCAACGGUCGUCGUUUGUGAUGGAUGGAAGGAUUGUCAUGAUGGUUCGGAUGAGAAGACUUGCUCCCACCCACGCAAGACCUACAAACCCCAUCAUAAUCAUGUCAAAGUCAACGCAAUGUGUCAAGACGGCUCAGAACCAGAAUUCAGUCUUCACGGAUCCAGCUACUGUUGGUCCAAUAAAGUGUGCCCCUCGCUCACAGAAUGUGUUCAUGGAUUGUGCUGUCCGAUUUCUAAAACCAGAAAACGUCAAAGCGAGUGCCUUGAAGGACAAUUCAAAUGCAACACUGGUCAGUGUAUUGAGGAUAGUCAAAAGUGUAAUCGCAAGUAUGAUUGUGCUGAUGGAUCCGAUGAAACCACGUGUGAUUACUAUCUCGCUGUUCAAAAAUACCAUGAGCAACAAGAAAGACAAGACUCCCAACCAGCUCCAACCCAUGCUCCAUCUCACCACCAACAACCACCUCCACCAGCAUCCACCGAAGAGCAAUCGGACAAUCUGGUGUGCAACGAUCAAGAGUUCCGUUGCCCAUACCUCGCUCAGACCCGCUGCUUCCACUACGACAAACUCUGUGAUGGAGUAGAUGACUGUGGAGAUGGAUCAGAUGAAACAAACUGUGAUUCGAAUGAAGAUCAGGAUCAACCAGCCGCCCCUAUCCCGCCACCAGCACCAGCUCCAGCAUCUGCAGAGAAGAUGAGUGGAAGAUGUUCGGAGAGACAAUUCGAGUGUAAACGAGAUGGAAAAUGUAUUGAUAAGACGUUGGAGUGUAAUCAUAAGUAUGAUUGUGAGGAUGGUUCAGAUGAAACCGAAUGUGAAUACUUCAAAGCAGCAAUGGCUCGUCGUGGAGAGUCUUCUACUGUGUCUACUACUACCGAACAGCAACAUCACCAGCAACACCAUCAGCAACAACACCAAGGACAUCAUCAACACAAUCAAGCUCAGCAACAUCCAGCUCAACCCGCUCAACCAUCCCACGACGCCCACGAAGAGCACAGACGCCGUCUUGAAGAACACCAUCGUCGUGAAGAAGAGCACCGACGUCGUCAAGAAGAAGAAUCGCGUGCACGUGCCCAUCAACAGAGCCUUCUACACGCAAGUCAAGUGGAGAGUACUGAAGUCACAUUCCACGAUGAAUACGAUGGAGACAGUGGUGUCGGAUGUUUGGAGCACGAGUUUCAGUGUGCUAUUGGAGAGUGUAUUGAUAAACGCCGCGUUUGCGACACUCGUCCCGAUUGUCUCGACGCCUCGGACGAGCAGAACUGUUCGGACCGCGCCCAACCAUCGCAACCGGACCAUCAUCAGCAACAUCAUGUUGCGCAACCACCACCAUCUCUUCCCUCGGCUCCAGUGAACAACUAUCCGGGUCAGUUUGCAACACUGAACUUUUGUUCAUUUUUAAGUGGGGGUAAUCAUGAGAAGUGUGCACUUAACGCAGGAGGAAUCUCAAAAAUCCAAAAAAAUCCAAAAUUCAAGGCAUCUGGAACUUUCUGA